UGUCUUCCACUGGCCUGCCGCCCGAACGAGCAAACCCAUUCUUGGGACUACAAUUCCCAGCGGGAAGUGCGCGAUAGGGCAAGAGGGUUCCUCUGCCGGAAGUCCGCUCUAGCCCUGGGUCCUCCAACUGCUUCCAGAGCCGGAGCCGCCCAGUCGCCGCGGGACCGGGCCAGCUGGGGUCCGGACGGGGGUCGCCAUGAUCCGCUUCAUCCUUAUCCAGAACAGGGCGGGCAAGACGCGCCUGGCCAAGUGGUACAUGCAAUUUGAUGAUGAUGAGAAACAGAAGUUGAUCGAGGAAGUGCACGCUGUGGUCACUGUCCGAGAUGCCAAACACACCAACUUUGUAGAGUUCCGGAACUUUAAGAUCAUUUACCGACGCUAUGCCGGCCUCUACUUCUGCAUCUGCGUGGACGUCAACGACAACAAUCUGGCCUAUCUGGAGGCCAUCCACAACUUCGUGGAGGUCUUAAAUGAAUAUUUCCACAAUGUCUGUGAACUGGACCUGGUGUUCAACUUCUACAAGGUUUACACGGUCGUGGAUGAAAUGUUCCUGGCCGGUGAGAUCCGUGAGACCAGCCAGACGAAGGUGCUGAAACAGCUGUUGAUGCUGCAGUCCCUGGAGUGAGGGCGGGCAGCCCCUCCGGCCCCGGCCCUCCCCGGACUUGCCUGCUCGCUUCCCCUUUCCAGGCCUGGGGUCCACCCCAGCAGCCCCCUCCCUCACCUGCCCAGGAGGAAGGCACCCAGCUGGGUCUGGGCCACAAGGGAGGAGACUGCACCCCACUGCCUCUGGGCCCCAGCUGCGGGCGGAGGCCACCUUGAGUGUACCGAGUCAUCGUGCCGUUGUCAUGUGACGCCGUGAGUGUGUGUGCGUGGAGUCCCAAUAAACCUGUGGUCCCAACCUG
Messenger RNA from Rhinolophus ferrumequinum (greater horseshoe bat), 902 nucleotides. It is a transcript of the gene AP2S1, whose product is annotated as adaptor related protein complex 2 subunit sigma 1. The record is from RefSeq and is a predicted model, not a curated record. NCBI's taxonomy places the organism in Eukaryota, Metazoa, Chordata, Mammalia, Chiroptera, Rhinolophidae. Gene Ontology annotation, molecular function: clathrin-cargo adaptor activity. Gene Ontology annotation, cellular component: membrane coat; intracellular membrane-bounded organelle; AP-2 adaptor complex. The transcript is spliced from 5 exons. The coding region runs from base 197 to 625 and encodes 142 amino acids. Gene Ontology annotation, biological process: intracellular protein transport; clathrin-dependent endocytosis.